Molecule: messenger RNA, 3446 nt
Organism: Tuber aestivum (summer truffle)
Lineage: Eukaryota; Fungi; Ascomycota; Pezizomycetes; Pezizales; Tuberaceae
Source: the annotation of a GenBank genome assembly
UUUUCCGGAGCUUUUGACUUGGAAGCUGGAGACUACGUUAAUUUACAGGGCGGGUGGAGAUACAGUACCGGUAGUGGAUUUCAAGAGUUUUUUUUUUACGGUACGUGGUGGAGGUCUUGUUACGGGGUUGUUUGUCUUGGUAUUUGGGCAUGGGUUGGGGCAAGGACCUUGGAUAGCAUAUAGACUAUUGGGAGAAAAGAGAGAGAGGUGUAGGUUUGUCCCCCUUAUCCACAAGCGUGAUCGACUUGCCAGUUAUGAAAGCAGCCUAACUUUUAGGCCUCUAAUCGUCUUAUCAGCUAUACCGGUAUGGUACUGUGCUGUACUGUACCGCGGAAUCUACAGAAAACUUGUGCUGUGGGCAUGCAUUUCAAUGAUGGUGUGGACAGGGAUGGUGGGUUCGCCCUUCUCCCCUUCUCACCGUGGAUGGCAUUCAGGGCCUACACCUGAUGCCGGUGCCGUACUGUAUGAUAGAACACUACCGUAGAGGGUUGAAGAAGCCUUUUUCCGGGUGUUAUGUUUCAUGUGGAUCUGGCACGUUUGCAUGUGGAAAAUACGUUCGUCGAAUGCUACUAGAGUCCCUCAGCUCGAAAGGCUUGUAUCAACGUUCUCCAACCUCGGGGGAUAAUUUUCCUGGGCCCUUUCCCCCCACUUCCUUCCUUCCUUCCUUCCUUCCUUCCUUCCUUCUUCAUAAUUGCAUUCAAUUCCUCUCUCUCUGUUUGCAUGUCUGCCCUUCAUGAGCAUAUGCAAUCAUGGGUACAUUGAUGACAGCGGCAUUCUAACGUAGAUCCAACCACGACCUACAGGAGCAACGGAACCAAAAGCGGUACCGUUAUCAACACUCAAAGACACCUGCAGGCUGACGCUGGGAGAUUGAAUACCGGUGUUGGUAUUGGUAAUGAGGUUGAAUUUUUGUCUAAGUUAAUUCUUUCGUUCGCUCCCUGCUUGCCUGCCUUCCUUCCCCAAUUCUUCCUCUCUCUCCACCAUUCUCUCUCUCAUAGCCGGGUACGUGCAACUUGUCAUUUCCUCCCAUCGCUUUCAGCACGUUGCGUACUCAAGGCCCCAAAUGGCAACCAAUCUCGUGCGCCUACCAACCACCCGAACUACACAUACUGGUGCCAUAACUCCUUCAUCCUUCAUCACCGCGCCUACUGGCACGGAAGAGCGUGAGCGACCAUGUAGGCGUAUCAGCCUCUUCCGUGGCAUGGCCAACGACGUGCGUAGGCGGUUGCCUUAUUAUAAAUCGGAUUGGACGGAUGCAUGGGAUUAUAGGAUUGUGCCUAGUACUGGUUUGUCUUGUCUUCCGGGCAGUUGCUAUUUAGUCCGGUUGGGAGUUGCCAUGUGAAUGAGUGAGUGGAUGGCUGAUGAACGGUACGAUAGUUUAUAUGUUUUUUGCAAAGUAUAUGCUUUUUUAUUUUCCUCCGUUGGUGGGUUUGGGAAUGAGCGAGUGACCGGUUUGACUGAUUUUUUUUUGGGGGGGGUGGAAGUGUGCUUCCGGCUUUGGCGUUUUCUUUGGAUAUGUAGGUUGUCCUUCUUUUGGGGGGUUGGUUGGGAUGGAGGGAGAGAGGUGCUUAAUGGAUUGGGUGUAGGUUUGAAAAAACAAACAUGUCCUAUGGCGUCAAUGAAGUUCUGCUCGCAUCUGUGCUCGGUGCGGUAGUCUUCAGUUUCCUGGCUGCGCAGCCGUUAUGUAUUGUUGGCGUUACGGGGCCUAUAACUGUGUUCAAUUAGUAGGUUUCCCUUGCUCGCUCCCAUUUUAUCCAAGAAUUGACUGAUAGGAGAGUGUGCGAGCAUUUUGAAGUACUGUAUAUGCUAUCGUAACACCUAGGGGAAUUCGGUAUUUCCAGUUCAUGUGCUGGAUUUGUCUAUGGUCCAUGCUCAUGCAUUUUGCGCUUGCCAUAACGAAUGCUUGCAAUGCUGUUAAAUGGGUUACGAGGUUUUCCUGUGAUAUUUUUGGAUUCUAUGUCGCUUUCAUAUACUUGCAGAAGGGCAUUCAGGUCCUUGCUCUGCAGUGGCGCGCAGGAGAUGCAGCGGCACAUCUAUCAAUUUCGAUCUCGUUAUUAGUCCUAAUGUCCGGGUACGCUUGCUCCUGGCUCGGAAACAGCAACCUCUUCAGGCAACCCGUCAGAGUCUUCCUGAAGGACUAUGGAACCCCGCUUGCAAUCGUGUUCUUCACAGGUUACCAGUACUUUGGUAAAAUGAAACAUAUAGACCUUGAAAGAUUGCCAGUUUCACAGGCCUUCUUCCCCACCUCGGAACGUGGGUGGCUGGUGCAUUUCUGGGAUAUCAGUGUUGGGCAGGUGUUUUUGGCUAUCCCUUUUGCGCUGCUGUUGACGAUUUUGUGAGUGAUUGGAUGUGUAUACGGGCGUAUGAUCCCGGCUGGGCUGACCGUGAUGGUCUAUAGGUUCUAUUUCGAUCAUAACGUCUCGAGCUUGAUUUCGCAGGGCACGGAGUUUCCGUUGAAGAAGCCGGCGGGAUUUCAUUGGGAUAUUUUCUUGCUCGGGAUCACGACGGGAAUUUCGGGGAUUCUGGGGAUCCCAGCUCCUAAGUAUACUAUUCCCAAUUCCCAUAUUAGUAAGGAAAGGCGUGCUAAUAGGAGUGAAGUGGCCUUAUACCUCAAGCCCCGUUCCAUACUGCAUCUCUGUGCGUCACCCGCCGGCUGUCGGAGGAGGCGGAGGAGGACAAGGGCAAGGCGGAAGCCAUUAUUGAUCACGUUGUGGAGCAACGGGUUAGCAAUCUUGCGCAGGGGCUUUUGAUCUUGGGAGCUAUGACAGGGCCCUUGCUAGCGAUGCUUGCUCUGAUUCCACAAGGUGUAGGUUGAGCAUAACAUAUCAUAACAUAGAACACCUGCUCAUCAAUUGAUAUAGGUUCUUGCAGGACUCUUCUUCGUCAUGGGCCUUCAAGCGCUCGAAGGCAACGGAAUCACAUUGAAACUGUUAUUCUUGUUCAGGGAUAGCUCCUUGGCUUCUGGCAGGGAGCCGAUGAAGAGAUGUAGGAAGGGAGCUGUCUGGGCCUUCGUGAUACUCGAGCUUGUGGGAUUUGGAGCUACGUUUGCUAUCACGCAAACUAUUGCUGCUAUUGGGUAUGUUCACCACACAAUAACCGCUUAUAUCCAGAGCCUCAUAUUAAUUGGCGUAUCCAGUUUUCCGGUGUUCAUAUUCCUGCUAAUUCCUGCCCGCGCCCUAAUUAUGCCCAAGUAUUUCACCUCCGAAGAACUUGGGGUUCUGGAUGCACCCACAGCUUCUCCGUUUACCCUUGAGUCUGUCAGUGGCAGUUAUGGCGACGCACCCGGGCCUAGUGGUAAUAUCAUACCCACCUAGGCCAGGAGUGAUAGGCUCUCUGUUAAUGACGGGAGAGUUAUUGAGAGGGGCGAUGUGGUCAAGUUGAGUAGGAGGAGGUCAUCUGUGGUUAGACACAAUAUCAAUAAUAAUAGUAAGAAAAGGGCCGGAUAA